Peronospora farinosa is the source of this 867-nucleotide messenger RNA. The record is from the annotation of a GenBank genome assembly. NCBI's taxonomy places the organism in Eukaryota, Oomycota, Peronosporomycetes, Peronosporales, Peronosporaceae.
AUGAAGAGCGCAGUAUUGGUAACGGGAGCUUCGAGGGGUUUUGGUCGCUGUCUUACGUUGGACUUUGUGCGUCUAUUAAAGCGACAACAUAUUGAUCUGUAUCUAUGGGCACGGAGUGAGCAUGAGCUACACGAAACAAAACGAUUGGCACACAUUGAAUGGAAGAAAAUCGAGGCAUUAGGUGACUUGAAGUGCUUUAUCCAGUCAGUAGACUUGAGUAAUUCCAGUAGUUAUACUGUUAAAGUCGAUCAAGUGUUGCUGGAACUAGCAGCACAGAGUUAUGACCGAGUAUUCCUGGUACAUAAUGCCGGAUCUUUGGGCCAACUUGGACUUGUACAGGAAUGUGCCUCUUCUCCAAUGGAGUUGUCUCAGUACUGGGAACUCAAUGUAACGUCGGUGAUAUGGCUCAACAAACGCUUUUUAGAUGUCUUUGGAGCUUCGAGAGAAGAAUUAGUGGCGUUAAAUGGAUCUACUAGCAGGAAACAGACACAAUUGGUGAUUAUUAACAUCACGUCAUUGUGUGGUAUUGAGCCGUUCAAGACGCAUAUGAUGUACUGUGCUGGUAAAGCAGCGCGUGAGAUGCACCAUCGAGUAAUUGCUACCGAGCAAGCGGCAGUUGGCAAAGUGCGUGUACUGCAAUACUCGCCUGGACCGAUGGAUACGGACAUGCAAAAGAUGAUUCGAGAGUCGUCACUUGUUGACCCUGAACUUCGAAAACAGUUUGCAGACAUGAAGGCAAAAGGAACACUCGUUUUGCCAGCUCAAUCGUCAGAACGCGGCGUGACACUUGCUAUCAGCGAAGACUUUGAAACGGGAGCUCAUGUCGAUUACUACGACCUGAUCACUUCUAGUAAGGGGACCAAGUGA